Molecule: messenger RNA, 2806 nt
Organism: Topomyia yanbarensis
Lineage: Eukaryota; Metazoa; Arthropoda; Insecta; Diptera; Culicidae
Exons: 2
Coding region: 21-1433 (470 amino acids)
Source: RefSeq, a predicted model, not a curated record
GUUUUUCCCACAAUUCCCCUAUGAUGCCGGUGACGCUUUACGUGGGCAAACGACAGUUCGAUACUACUGCGUUCUUCGACGAAGGGUCGUCGGCUACGUUGGUAGAUGAUCUGGUGGCCAGGCGGCUGAAAGCAGAAGGUACUCUAGAGCCGUUGAUAGUGACGUGGACGGGCAAUAUCAACCGCUUUAAGAACGAUUCGAGGAAGGUCGAACUGAUGAUGUCGGCGAAGGGUUCGAAGGAGAAGUUUCCGCUGUUCAACACUCGAACGGUAUCAGAGUUGGUGCUGCCGAAGCAGAACGUGCGAUUCGCAGAUGUGGUAAAAAAAUAUUCCCAUCUUGCAGGCGUUCCGGUGAGAGAUUACCCAUCGGGAAAGCCGAGAAUCCUACUCGGGCUAGACAACGUCCACUUAUUUGCGCCGUUGGAGUCGCGGGUCGGUAAGCCAAACGAACCGAUUGCCGUGCGGUCGAAGAUUGGCUGGACAGUGUAUGGUUCGGAGAACCGAAGACCGAGUGCGUACACCUACCUGAAUCUGCACUCGAUCGUUCCAGCAAGCAAUCAAGGUCUCCAUGACAUGAUGCGAGAGCAAUACAUGCUAGAUGAGACAGCGAUUGCGACGUUCGCUGUACCGGAGCCCGUGGAGGAGAAAAGAGCUCGAGAGAUGCUUGAGACAACGACGAAGCGAGUGGGUGAUCGCUUCGAAACGGGGUUGCUGUGGCGUGAGGACGCACGACGAUUCCCUGACAGCUAUCCGAUGGCUGUACGCCGGAUGAAGGCUCUGGACCGUAAGCUGAACAGGCAUUCAGACUUGAAGAAAAACGUGUGCCAGCAGAUCGAGGACUAUCAAGUCAAACACUACGCGCACAAGGCGAGUGAAGCCGAACUGAAGGGUACGCCACAAACCGCUGUGUGGUAUCUACCGCUGAACGUCGUAGUGAAUCCGAAGAAGCCGAGUAAGGUGCGCUUGGUUUGGGAUGCUGCAGCAUCAGUGAACGGAGUCUCUCUUAACUCAGAGUUACUCAAAGGUCCGGAUAUGCUAGUUCCGCUUCCCAGAGUAAUCUGCAAUUUUCGGGAACGGCCAGUAGCAUUCGGUGGUGACAUUCAAGAAAUGUACCAUCAGAUCCGGAUCAGACCUGAGGAUAGGCAAGCGCAACGGUUUUUGUUCCGAGCGAACAGUGAGGAAGCUCCGCAGGUGUACGUUAUGGACGUUGCCACCUUUGGUUCCACGUGUUCGCCCUGCUCAGCUCAAUUUGUGAAGAACUUGAAUGCAGCAGAUUUCUCGGAGAAGUACCCUGAAGCAGUAGAAGCCAUCGUGAAGCGUCACUACGUAGAUGACUACUACGACAGCGUGGAUACUAUCGAAGAAGCGAUCCAGCGAGCCAGCGAGGUGAGGUACAUCCAUUCGUGUGGAGGAUUUCGGAUCAGAAACUGGUGAUGAGUCGAGCGAAGGUAGCACCGUUGAAGCAGCUGUCGAUUCCGCGGCUAGAACUCCUGGCAGCGGUUCUUGCGGCAAGGCUGGCACGAACGAUCGAGCAGAAUCACAACUUCACGAUCAGUAGAGUGGUGUUCUGGAUUGACGCAGAAGUGGUGCUGUCCUGGAUUCGGUCGGAUCAGCGCCGCUACAAGCAAUUUGUUGGUUUUCGCAUUGGCGAAAUUCUUAGUUUGACUAAACUGACAGAUUGGCGAUGGGUUCCGACGAGAUUGAACGUGGCGGAUCUGGUAACCAAAUGGGGUAAAGGUCUGGAGAUACACCCCAACAGCCCGUGGGUACGUGGGCAACAAUUUUUGUACGACAGUGUGGAAAAGUGGCCGAAGAGAGAAUUACCUCCAGCUAACACUACGGAGGAGCUUCGGGUUCACUUGAUGCUGCACGACGUGCAAGUUGCACAGGCUAUCGUGGACGCCAAUCGCUUUUCUAAGUGGACAGUGCUGGUGAGGACGAUGGCGUGCGUAAUCCGGUUCGUGUCGAACUGUAGACGAAAGAGCAAAAAACUGCCGAUUGAAACGCUAAAAGCAACGAGCAGACAGAGCAGAGUACUACAACCGACGGCAGCUGCGUCAGUACGUGUGGCGCUACAGCAAAGUGAGUACGAGAAGGCGGAACUAUGGCUGAUGAAGAUGGCACAGGCGGAGUGUUUCAUCGAUGAGUUGAAGGUACUGGUCAGGAAUAAGGAUCGGCCGGUGAGCCAAUGGCUGUCGAUCGAGAAGUCCAGUGCACUCUACAAACUUACUCCGCUGAUUGACGAAAACGGGCUGAUUCGAAUGGAGGGGAGAGCAGAGAAAGCAGAGUUGCUGUCAUUCGAUCUACGUUUUCCAACGAUCCUGCCACAUCAGCAUAAAAUCACGCAGCUGAUUGUUCAGCAUUACCACGAGAAGAGCGGUCACGGAUAUCGACAGGCGGUGAAGAACGAGCUGAAGCAGUUGUUCUACAUUCCGCAGCUUGACGCAGUAGUCCGGAAGGUGUCGUCCUCUUGCGUAUGGUGUAAGGUCCAUCGAAGUCGGCCUCGAGUUCCACGAAUGGCUCCGCUACCAGUGCAGCGGUUAACACCGAAUCUUCGUCCCUUUAGUUACACAGGUGUGGAUUAUUUGGGCCCAUUUGCUGUUACUGUAGGACGCCGAACGGAGAAGAGAUGGGUCGCAUUGUUCACCUGCUUGGCAACCCGCGCGGUGCACCUGGAGGUGGCUCACGGACUGACUACGCAGUCGUGCUUGAUGGCGAUUCACCGGUUCAUUGGUCGGCGAGGUUGGCCGAUGGAGUUUCUGUCCGACAAUGGGACGAACUUCCUAGGAGCCAGUAAGGAACUGGAA